Messenger RNA from Aspergillus caelatus, 567 nucleotides. RefSeq lists its product as uncharacterized. The record is from RefSeq and is a predicted model, not a curated record. The transcript is spliced from 3 exons. Lineage: Eukaryota; Fungi; Ascomycota; Eurotiomycetes; Eurotiales; Aspergillaceae. Bases 1 to 567 code for a protein of 188 amino acids.
AUGCCCAACGAUGGCAUCCAAACCUACAGCCAGUUUGAGGGGCUGGAGGAAUUCCGCCAACAGAUGUCAGCUCUCCAACCGGAGGAUCACAGAGCAGGAUCAGCGAAUUCGAGUAAAGAUAAUGCGGAGACUUCGGGUAUCCCAGCCCAAAUCUUAUCUGGAAUCCAUCAUGCUCUAGAAUUUGUUAAUGGUGACCCUUUUCCUACUUUUCCGGUGACAUUGACGGCGCAACACCGCAAGUUGUUGUACCACUGGCUGAGUACGCAUACUAGUGGGACAUCGACCGCCUCUCCCUUCGAUCCCAUCAGAGAGGUUUGGCUACCAUUGGACUUGUCAAACAGCGCCUCGUUCAACGCAACCAUGGCACACUCCGCAGCCCAUCUGGCUUACCUUCACGGUGAGCUCGCCUCACCCGAAGCUCUCCGAUACAAAACCGAAGCCAUCAGCGUCAUCACAAAAUGGCUAGAUGAUCCGGAGCAAGCGCUUAGAAACGAAACCCUCGUUUCCGUAUAUGGCGACCAUUACAUCUUAUAUGAUUCAAGGCGUAAGGGAUCAUUUGCUUUGUGA